Carassius auratus (goldfish) is the source of this 3694-nucleotide messenger RNA. RefSeq names its product protein asteroid homolog 1-like. The transcript is spliced from 5 exons. Gene Ontology annotation, molecular function: nuclease activity. The record is from RefSeq and is a predicted model, not a curated record. The coding region runs from base 121 to 2202 and encodes 693 amino acids. NCBI's taxonomy places the organism in Eukaryota, Metazoa, Chordata, Actinopteri, Cypriniformes, Cyprinidae.
UUUCCUGACAGUUUGAUAUAAUAAGAUCUACGUCGUAUUCAGAUAGCCAUGCAGCGCACAGACACCUCACGCACUUUCACACAGCAAGUGAAGACUUAAUAUUGUUAAAGUUAGUGGCAUAUGCAUUGUGUCACCAUGGGAGUCAGAGGACUGAAGACCUACAUUGAAAGCAGGAACAAAAAUGCUUUAAGGAGCUUGGCUUUUAGAGACAAGAAACUUCUAAUUGAUGGAUGUAAUUUAUUAUACACCAUGUACUUUGACUAUAAUUUGGAUGAGAUGCAUGGAGGAGACUAUGACGCCUUUGAGGAGUUGAUCACAGAAUUCUUUAAGAACCUCACAGCCUGCGACAUUCACCCUUAUGUUGUAUUUGAUGGUGCGGCUGACCACACGGGCAAAAAAUGGGAAACUAUUAGGCAACGAAAACAGGAUAAAAUAAAUGCAGCCUUGGCCGUGUCUGAGGGGAAGAAAGAAAAGGUCCUUCCUAUUCUCAUUGGUAAUGUUUUCAGACAGCUUCUUCAUAAGCUCAAGAUACCGCUGGUUCAGUGCAUUGAAGAAGCUGACUGGGAAAUUGCUGCUUUGGCUGAAGAGUGGAACUGUCCAGUUUUGUCCAAUGACAGUGACUUCUAUAUAUUCAACCUCAAGGCGGGAUUCCUGCCAAUCACACAUUUCCAGUGGGAAACCGUGAAACAGGACAGACGGACAAACAAAAAAUUCAUCCAAGUCAAACACUUUACAGUGAGAAAAUUCUGUGCAUCUUUCAAAAUGAACACAAACCUUCUACCAGUUUUUGCUUCUAUCUUAGGCAAUGAUUAUGUGAAGCUGCAAAAUAUCAGAUGUAUGAAUUGGGCAGAGCACUCAGUUACGGACACACCGCAUCCCCACAUUGAUGGCUUGCUUAACUGGUUAUCCCAGUUUCCAGGGCCAGAAGUGGCUGUAAGUGCUUUGCUGAAAACAAUGUCCGAAAAUGACAAAGCCAUCACCAUAGAAGCACUAUCCAAGGGAAUCCAAGAGUACAAGCUCUUCCCUGGCUAUCUGGCCAAGUACUUCCAAUUAAAGAUGAUUCCACCUAUAACUUGUAAACGUCUUUUGCAAGUUCUACCUCAACGCACCUUGAUGCUCAUACUUGAGGGAAAGAUGAACUCCUCCAUUAUCGAUGCAGUAAUGAAUCAGAGGGUUUUAAUAACAUCUCAAGUUGAAGAUUUCCAACUCCCCUGUAGCAGUGAAAUCUCUCGCCCCAUACGCCAGGUGAUUUACGGGUUACUUUUGUUGGGAGAACAAAGAUCUACUGGCACAAGUAAGUGUUAUGUGGAGGAAUACUUCAGACAGCAAACAAAACUAAGCAGUCAGAAAGUUGAAGGCUUACAGACCAUGGAUGGACUUCAGCUAAAAACUUUAUUGGAGGAACCACUCAGUGUGCGACUUCAGGUGCUCCUGGACACUUUAGGUGUGUCGUCUGAGAUGUUAAGAGGGAUCCAACCUGAUCUACAUCUGCAAAUAUUUGUGACACGUUACUGGCUAGUAAACGCACAGCCUCAGCCGUCCCAAAUGCAUCUUUGGGGGCUGCUGCUGGGAAUGGUCUAUGGAAAGUUCAGCAGUACACUUAAAGGACAAAUAGACAUGCUGUUGGGACCUAAGAAACUACAAACUGCUGGAAGAAGGAUUGAUCUGGAGCAUGAAACGGCUCAUCUAUACAGCCAGUGGCAGUCCUGCCUGAAGUGGAGUCUCAGUCUCAAUAGUUUACUGUGUUUUCCGGUGUCUGAACCAGAGAUUGCAAGUUUGUACUCUGGAACAUGGUUGCACCAAGUCGUCCGUGAGCUCAGGAGAGGCAGGCCUCUGGACAGUCUGCUGGAGAGGGGUUCGAGCGCAGAGCGGCACUUCAAACAGCUAAAGGACGUAGUUGAAAGCUUGGUUGGUGAAAACUUCAUCAAGAGAAUGAGAACCGGGCUCGGGCAAAGAACUGUUGGGAACACACACAGAGACUACAAUGGCCAUAAUCAGCCUAUAGAUGAACUGAGCAGUUACUUUGAACAUCUGAUGUAUGAGUAUGACUAUGAAGAUGAUGAUGAUCUUAAUGAGAACUUAGGGAAAAGUAAAGCCAAGUAUCAUCCUGACAUUUCCUGCACCAUCCGUACCAGACACAAGUCUAAAGCUCGCAAUGCUAAUCAUCCCUCAAAAAAAUAUGAAAGGAGUUGCUUUGAUUAGACCUUAAAGGACUUUGCAAAUGUUUGCACGAAUACACUUAUAUUGGAAAUGAGAUAAGACAUGCCAGGAAACCAGAAUAUGACAGCUUGUCUACUGUAUGUCACAAUCACAUUAUUUAUUGAUUUAAGCUAAAAAUCAUUGUAUGAUAUUUGCAUUAAGGUGUUGGACUUUGGAAUUUUGGUAAAUUAAGGACUGUUCACACAAAAUAUGAUAACUAUAAUGAUAACGAUGAAGAAUCACUAUCUUUAGAAUCACUUUUUCAGUUCCAGUUGAAUGAUAAAAACAUUGACACCCAAUCAGAUUCAGUUCUGCUAUAACUAGGUUAAGAAUUAAUGGCCGCAGGUGUGGACACUAAUAUGUGCUCAUUCUUGUUGUGAAAGGGCCUUUAGACUGUGGUUGUGUCAACGCAAAUUCAACAUAUUCAACAGAGUAUUUUAAGUAACAUAUAAGCUUUUUAACUGAAGUAUCAAAUUUAAAUAUUUUUCUAUUUUAAUCUUUCUUUUGUGUGUAAAUAACCUUACAUAUUUCUAUAUCACGGUAUAAUGUAUUAGUUGUUCUACACAUACAUAGAUUACGAGCACAAAAAGUGUUAUAUAUCAAGUCUAAACUUUAAUUUUUCAUGUAAAUUAUCCUAUUGCCUAGCACUAACCGGUUUAAAACAGUUAGGCACUUAGGUAUUACAAACAUUAAAAUCAUGGGUGUCAAUGAUUUGAAUGGAAUAAAAAUGGACUUGAUUUGAAAAUGUAGUGCAUGCAUGUUUUCCAAAAUGCAUAGUUAAAAAAAAAAUCAACUUCAGAUGCACAUCUUUUCAAUUUGUAAAAAUUUUAUUGUACAAUUGUGUUCUGAAAUGACUACAACAGAUUACUGGUUUCAGCUGUGCAAAAUAAAUACAAUCUUAAAAACAUUUAUUACAACAAAAAAAAACCCUUCAAUGAUAACCCUUCAAUUUACAUUUUUAUACUGCUUCAUAUCAGUGUAUUACACGGUUUGUUUUCAAAGCAACAGCAAUGCUAGAAAUCAAACAAAGGGCAUCUCACCAAUUAAUAAAUGUGGACAAAGUGAUGAUAAAGAAACACUACCUGCAAUAGAAAGGACAAACAUGAUCGCAAACUGCAAAAACUCAAUUAUAUCAUUUUCAGCUGUAUCUUAUUAACAUGAUACAGUGUUGGCAGAUGGGAAUAAGACAAUGCUGGUGGGCUGCACUGAGGUUUUUUGGCAUGGGUAGGUGGAGGGCGGGGGGGGGGGGGGUGUCAGGACUGGUGAGUUGAAUAUUUCUGUACAGCCAAAAUAAGCAUCCAUUUAACUGACGACUACAUCAUUAAACUCUUAAAAAAAAACAAUAAUUCACCUAACUGAGCACCAAAAAGGUGAGGAAAUAAAUACCACUAAAGGAUAAGCCAAAGUAAAGUCAAAAGCAUUUUAUUUUCAGAUGGCCCUAAUACCAGUGUAUUAACACAAGGAAAGUAACAAGAUAGUAUUGAUACUACGCAAA